AUGGCGACGGGCGCCACCCUCAAGGACCUGGCACCCGAAGAGAAGCAAAAGGUGGCGCGGCUUAUACUGCAGGUGGCGGAGAAGGAGCGGGCGCUGAAGGCGGCAGAGGCAGUGGCGGCAGAGGCGUCGGCGGCAGUCAAGUCGGCAACCCAACUGGGGCAGCAGAAUCUGGAGCUGGCGCGCGAGAACACCAGCCUUCGCGCCAAGCUGUCGCAUGCCUUCGAUCUGCUGCGCACUUACCAGCACAAGUGCCGGGUGCUGGAUGCCACCGUGCAAGUCACCAGCUCGCGCCCCGCCUCACCCGGGUGCCAGACGCCGGCAGCAGCAGCGGCGGCGGGCGGCUGGGGCGGCAUAGGCGUGGAUGCGCAGCAGCUGGCUGGCUGCCUCAGCCUUCUCGAGAGCAGUCGAGAUGGCAGCAUGCCUGUCGCCCCAGUCUGUGCUGCUGGGCAGCGCAGCAGCGACACCGAGGCAGCAGCGGGCUACGCCAGCAGCAGGCAGCUGAGCCCAGUGGAGGAGGGGCCCUGGGAGGGCGCUUCUCCUGCAGGGCACUCCCAGGCCUUGCCCUCUUCAGCAGGCAGUGUGCAGCAGCCGCAGCUGCUCCCGGCAGCAACCCAGUCGGCAGCACAGCGACCAGCCCCUGCCAGCCCAGCGCCACCCAGCGCCGCCGGCGUGGCCACCAGGUGUGCGGCCGUGCCCCCAGACAGCGCCCAGGUGGCGCCGCACCCGCUGCCGCAGCUGGAGGCCCUGAAGAUGCUGGCGCAGGCGCUGCUGGAGGCGCAGGCUGAGGUGGCAGCCAAGCAGCAGCAGCAGGCAGUAGAGGCCGCUGGGCUGCUGCCGGCCCUGCGGCUGCCCCGCGGUGCGCUUGUGUUUGAUGCAUGCCUGGGCCCGUAUGGCGGCUACCUGAUCGCGCCGCCGCCACCCGACAGCCAGUGUGCUGGCAGCGAUGGCAGCGUUGAUGGCGGCAGAACCAUCAGCAGCGGCAGCACUCAGCCCAGUAAGUCUCAGGCACCUGAGCGCGUGCCUCUGGCGGCUGUGCCGCAACACGCAGCCGAGCGCAACGACAGCAGCCCCACCAGGUGCCAGAGCUUGGCAUCCCCAGGACGCCCUGGCAGCAGCAGCGGGCGUGGCGGCCGUGAGCUGGUGAUUGAUGACUGCCUGAUGGACCUGCUGAGAGAUGUGGAGAGCAUGGCCCCUCAGCAGCGCAGCGGCAGCGGCCGCGCGCCGCCAUACGGUUACCAGCAGCAGCAACAGCAGCAGCAGCAGCAGCAGCCAGGCGUGGCGCCCGGCCAGGGCGGCGGCUGGGGCUUUGGGCAGCAGCAGCAGCAGCAGCCAGGCGUGGCGCCCGGCCAGGGCGGCGGCUGGGGCUUUGGGCAGCAGCAGCAACAGCCGCCGCCGCCGCAGCAGCACCCGCCUGUACCCGCGGCCCCGCAGCACCAGCCCGGCAUGCAGCCAUACGCUGCUGCCCCCGGGGCGCCCCCCGCCCCCGCGGCACCCAGCGCCGCCCCCCGCCCCGCCGCGGCGCAGCCGCUGCCGCAGCUGCGUGCCGACGCGCUGAGCCUGCUGCAGCCGGGGCCGGCGCGGGAGCGGCGGCCGCGGCGCCUGGCGGUGCUGCUUCGCGGGCUGCCGGGCAGCGGAAAGAGCCACGUGGCGCGGCUGAUUCGGGAGCGGGAGGUGGCGGCUGGCGGGGAGGCGCCCCGCAUCCUUUCCUUAGACGACUACUUUAUGACGGAGGUGGAGCGCGAGGUGGAGGAGGGGGAGGAGGGGGGGCGGCGGGGGCGCAAGCGCAGGGUGGAGGUGCUGGAGUAUCGCUACGAGCCCGAGAUGGAGGCCGCCUACCAGCGCAGCCUGCUCAAGGCGUUCCAGCGGGCGUUGGAGGAGGCUCGCUUCCGCUUCAUCGUGGUGGACGCGCCCGCCAUCAAGGCACGCGCCGCCUGCCGCCCCCUUUGCCCUGUGGCCGACUUCAAAGACUUCUGGUCGGCGGGGCAGGCGGCUGGGUACGAGGUGUAUGUGGCGCAGCCGCCAGAGGCAGACCCCCAGGUCUGCUAUGCACGCUGUGGUCACGGGCGCAGCAAGGAGGAUGUGUACCGCCUGUCUGCUGAGUGGGAGGCCACGCCUGCGGUCUACACGCUGCUGCUGCUGGAUGGGCUGCUGGGGAGGGGCGGCGGCGUCGCCUCUGGCGCCAUUGCCGAGGUGGAGAUGGGGCAGGAGGAUGAGGACGGCGCCGCGCCGAGCGGCGGCGGCAGCGAUGGCGAGGAGGAGGAGGGGGAGGGGGCGGCGGCGGCGGCGGGAGAUGGCCGGCCCGCGGCCGCCAGCCGCUGGGCUGCGCUGGAGGAUGGGGGCGAGGGAGAGGUGCGGCAGCAGGCGGCGGCGCGCAGGAAGAAGCAGCGCAGCGGCCAGGGGGCGGGCGGGCUGGCGGUGGACGACUGGCGCGAGCUGCUGGGCGCCAACGGCGGCGCCGCCGCCGGCCCCCGCGGCAUCCUGAGCAGGGGCGGGGGCAGCGCCCGCAAGAAGCGCGUGCGCUGGCCGGACGAGGAGUGGGCAGGCGGCGAGGCGGAGGCGGAGGAGGAGCAGGGGUUCCGCAUCGGCGGCUCCACCGCCGGCACCCCUGCCAAGGCUGGGCUGGAGGUGGUGCACGUGCUGCACGGCCUGGGCCCUCCGUCGGAGCUGGAGGACGGCGGCGCGGGCGUGGCGCCGCACCCCGGCGGCGGCGGGCCGCGGGCGCAGGGCGGCUUUGCGGCGGCGGCGCGGGCGGAGCACCAGACAGAGGCCGGCCUCUUCCGCCGCCUGCUGCUCAGCCGGGGCGCGCCGGGCUGAGCGGCUCCCUGCAGGGCCGAUCGACGGGGGUGGGGAGUGCCCGCGGUAUGCCACGCGCACGGCGCCGUGCGCAGUGCAGGGCAUUCACAUCGCCAGCGUACCGCCCUCCUCUGCACGUGCUGUGUCGCACAUUCGUGUCCCCUGGUGCCGGCCCUCUUGCCUGCGCGCCUGCUUGGGCUGCUGUGCUGCCAGCCUGCCGGUGGUUGCCUGGUGGCCAGGCGCGUAGGCAGCGGGGUGUUGGCUGCGGUCGGCCUGCUGCCGCCUCCGCGGUAACACUUGGGGGUGGCUGGCGCCCAACAGGUGAGCCGCCAGCCCUGCAUGACGGCGGGGGGUGACGCCUCCGUGUGCUGCUCCUGCAAGCUGCCCGCUGUGCUGCUGGCUCUGGGGUUCGGUGGGUGGAGGGUGUCCCGUGAUGCCUGCAUCCCACCUGCACCUGCGCACCCCUGCAGGCACGCUUGACCAGCGGCUGCGCCAUGCCCAGCCCCUGAGCGUUUGCUUGCAAUUCAUUUCAUGUGCAUUUCCUGACCUGUUUUCCAUGCAGUUUUUCAUUCGAAUUGUUUGUUUUGCUGCUUGUUCUGUAAACCAGCUGGUAC
This is a messenger RNA of Chlorella variabilis, 3407 nucleotides long. RefSeq lists its product as hypothetical. Lineage: Eukaryota; Viridiplantae; Chlorophyta; Trebouxiophyceae; Chlorellales; Chlorellaceae. The record is from RefSeq and is a predicted model, not a curated record. Bases 1 to 2814 code for a protein of 937 amino acids. Gene Ontology annotation, cellular component: nucleus. The transcript is spliced from 8 exons. Gene Ontology annotation, biological process: regulation of telomere maintenance.